Syngnathus typhle (broad-nosed pipefish) is the source of this 1433-nucleotide messenger RNA. RefSeq names its product diablo homolog, mitochondrial-like. The record is from RefSeq and is a predicted model, not a curated record. Gene Ontology annotation, cellular component: mitochondrion. Bases 78 to 863 code for a protein of 261 amino acids. The transcript has 6 exons. Lineage: Eukaryota; Metazoa; Chordata; Actinopteri; Syngnathiformes; Syngnathidae. Gene Ontology annotation, biological process: intrinsic apoptotic signaling pathway in response to oxidative stress; neuron apoptotic process.
GUGACGCAGCCCCACCGCUGCAUAAAUAGCGGCGGCAGCAAACUGCGGCUUCGAAAGCUACAGAAAAAGAGAGCAAAAUGCAAGCCGUGUCUUCACGUUCGACACGUUCCGCCCGGACCGGCGGACGACUUUUGGCCUCGCGACGAGACCUUCACAGCAGGAGAGAGGCAGCAAGCGCACGAUUGCUCAGCACGGCGGGCGUCCUCUUGAGCAGCAGAGAGUGGUCAGCAAAGCCCAGUUUGCUGGCCCAGCAAAUGUGCGCAAGCACAAGCGCGGCGGCGCUUUCCAGCAGGAGCCACCUCGACGCCGCUUCGUCCUUGCAGCAAGCGGAGCAGCUGACGCACGGCGCCCUGAUCGGAAGGGCCACGUCGCUGGUCGCCGACGGCACCGGCACGCUCCUGUCGCAGAGCACCUUCGCGCUGGUCGACGCCCUCCACGGCUACGCUGAGGCCGUGCACACGCGCAUCGCUCUGCAAAGACGUUUCCUGAUCUCGCUGGGGAAAGUCAGCGCGGCCGACGAGGACGCGCUUCAGCGGGCCAUCUCUCAACAGAAGGCGCAGGUCAGCCAGCAUCUGGACCAAUGCAAACGCUUCGAGAGCACCUGGAUCAAGGCCGUCGACUUGUGCCAAAUGACGGCGGAGGCAGCGAGCGCGUCCGGGUCGGAGCAGGCCUCCGUCAUCUUGACGGCCAACGUGCAGCUGGCGCGCUCGCACACCCAGCGAGCCCGCGAGGCGGCGGCGGCGGCGGACAAGAAGCUGGCCGAGACCAAAGUGGACGAGAUCCAGAGGAUGGCCGAGUACGCCUCCUCCCUGGAGGACGCUGACGAGCUGGAGAUACACGAGGCCUACCUGAGAGAAGACUGAAGGGGACAUUGUCAAUCAUUGUAACAUUCUGAGGGAACUUGAGGAGUUUUGUUUAGACGCCACCUAGCGGCAUCCCGGUGUCAAGAAACAAGGGUGCCAGAUGAGACAGAAAUGGUGCUUUGGCACCACCGCUUUGGUGUCAUAGGAGCUCCGUUGAAGUGAGUUACGGCACUUUGACAAACAAAUUACUUUCUGUGUCCACGGAAGUCAUUCCUGGUUAUGAAAGCUUAUUUAUUUGAUUGAUCGAUUGGGAGCAAAUUGACGGUCCAGGUCGUGAAAUGUCCUCUUUGCGCUCAUUUCUUGAUGUAACAUUGUGAUAUUAUUUGGGGGGGCAGUGAAGCGCAUUUGCUUUGAGUCCAGUUUGUCUUGCUUUUAUUUAUAAUUGCUACUCUCGCUUUUUCUCACUUGUAUGAUUACAGUCAAGUGACGGCUCACCUUGUGUUUCAAGCACACAUUUGUCAAAGUUUCAUGUCUUUAUCAUAAUGAUAAGUGCUUUUAUUUCGAUGGAUUGCAUUGCAUUGCAUUGGCCGACACUCAUCUGGAAAUGAGAAAUAAAAGAUGUUUUCAACA